AUGGCAGUGGCCAAGCAGCCGUACUACAACUGCGUCGAGCGCACGCUGUUGGUUGCGCUGUGCUUGCAGUCUUUUGCCUCCGAGGUGACAGAGGGGUGCGCCGUGCCAGAGGUGGAGCUGGUGCCACCCGACGCGGGCACCGGUGCCCCGCCGCCUUCAUUCCUCGUCCCCCCUGCCACCCCCCACGCAGCGUUGCGGUGUCACCCGCUGCGGCUGCAGUGGAGCAGCGGGGACGAAUGCUUCAUUGAGGGGUCAUGCGACAGCACUCGCGUGUCCUUCUGGCUUGCAGCGGCACACCAGCCCGACGACCCCCUCUCGACGCAGCUACUUAGCGAAUACAUGGCGUUCUUCUGCUCUCACGGCGCCGCCACCGGUGCACUGCCGAUCCUUCGCUGCACCCCGGUGCGAAGGACGUCGACAGGGAAACCGGGAGCAGUUGCGGCGGGCCAACCCAUCUACGACGUGUCGUUCUUAGUGCUGGCCGAGCACGUGUACGAGUACGGCCGGCAGCGCCUGGCGCGGUGGAUACUGACAUUCGUCGAGGAGGUCGAGGCCGCCGUUGCGAACUUAAAAGUGGCGCUGAACGCCAGGCGGCGCGCAGCUGCGCAGGAGUUUUUCGCACUACCUGCGUAG
Molecule: messenger RNA, 633 nt
Organism: Leishmania mexicana MHOM/GT/2001/U1103
Lineage: Eukaryota; Euglenozoa; Kinetoplastea; Trypanosomatida; Trypanosomatidae
Product: putative ARP2/3 complex subunit
Exons: 1
Coding region: 1-633 (210 amino acids)
Biological process (GO): actin filament polymerization; Arp2/3 complex-mediated actin nucleation
Cellular component (GO): Arp2/3 protein complex; actin cytoskeleton
Molecular function (GO): actin filament binding
Source: RefSeq, a predicted model, not a curated record